AUGCAUGCCCCGUUCUGGUUGUGCCUUAUGUUCCUGGACAUUGGUAUCGUGGUAAGAGUUUACCUCUCAACAGCAACAACUAUUGCAGCUACUGCAACACAGACAGAUGACCCCGCAACAGCAACAACUAUUGCAGCUACGACAACACAGACAGAUGACCCGGCAAUAGCAACAACUAUUGCAGCUACUACAACACAGGCAGAUGACCCCGCAACAGCAACAACUAUUGCAGCUACUGCAACACAGACAGUUGACCUCUCAACAGCAACAACUAUUGCAGCUACUGCAACACAGACAGUUGACCUCUCAACAGCAACAACUAUUGCAGCUACUGCAACACAGACAGUUGACCUCUCAAAAGCAACAACUAUUGCAGCUACUGCAACACAGGCAGAUGACCUCUCAACAGCAACAACUAUUGCAGCUACUGCAACACAGACUGUUGACCUCUCAACAGCAACAACUAUUGCAGCUACUGCAACACAGACAGUUAACCUCUCAACAGCAACAACUAUUGCAGCUACUACAACACAGACAGAUGACCCCGCAACAGCAGCAACUAUUGCAGCUACUACAACACAGACAGAUGACCCCGCAACAGCAACAACUAUUGCAGCUACGACAACACAGACAGAUGACCCCGCAAUAGCAACAACUAUUGCAGCUACUACAACACAGGCAGAUGACCCCGCAACAGCAACAACUAUUGCAGCUACUGCAACACAGACAGUUGACCUCUCAACAGCAACAACUAUUGCAGCUACUGCAACACAGACAGUUGACCUCUCAAAAGCAACAACUAUUGCAGCUACUGCAACACAGGCAGAUGACCUCUCAACAGCAACAACUAUUGCAGCUACUGCAACACAGACUGUUGACCUCUCAACAGCAACAACUAUUGCAGCUACUGCAGCUACUGCAACACAGACAGUUAACCUCUCAACAGCAACAACUAUUGCAGCUACUACUACACAGACAGAUGACCCCGCAACAGCAACAACUAUUGCAGCUAUGACAACGCAGACAGAUGACCCCGCAACAGCAACAACUAUUGCAGCUACUACAACACAGACAGAUGACCCCGCAACAGCAACAACUAUUGCAGCUACGACAACGCAGACAGAUGACCCCGCAACAGCAACAACUAUUACAGCUACGACAACGCAGACAGAUGACCCCGCAACAGCUGUUGAAACCUCUGUUACACAACAGAGAGGCGAAGCAGAUGACAAAAAGCUCUUUGACAAUUGUUACAACUCACGACGACCUGAUUCAGAAAAUCUAGGGAUGGUUUUCGAAAAAGCAGCCAAAGACACAACACUGUCCGCGAGUAACCCCGAUGUCGAGGAACUCUAUUCGGCAACUUCCGGGAGCUGCGCCGAGCUGUGUGCAUCGCGUCAGACCUGCGUGCUGUACAGCAUCAGCAACACGGGCACCUGCAGGAUCACAUCCGCAUGUCGGCCUCAAGUGGAGAGUGAAACUGGCUCGGUAGUUCUGUUCCUCAAGUAUUGGGGAUGAUCCUUGGUCGCCAUGAUAUAGCUGGAACACUUUUCAUCACAGGUCAUGGACGUUUCCACAUGAAUGUUGAUGUUUGAUCCGUCGGCACCAUGACCAUGUUAAGCGGUUCACCUUGAACACCCAUCCAGCAUCAAAAUGGCGCAUCGUGAUAAAUAUGAAAUAGCUUAACAGAUGUGUUUAAAUAUAGAGACAAGCGACAAGGUCAAAUUAUAUUGAGAUGAAUUUUGAUUAGAAUUCGCAUUUUAUAGGAAGUUGUUUGAAUGUACUUAACAUACACCUUGUCGCGGACACCCGUCUUCAUUACUAUUUUGAUAGUUAUUCACAAACACAUGCAUGUGAUAUAGUCAGACAAAGCUGACUUAGCGCUGUUGUUAACAUUAACAUUACAAGUACUUAGUUUCUUGACUCAUUCGUCUCCAUGAUUAUGCAAUCGAUUGUUCCUAUUUUGACGUAAUGUGUUCCCGUGUUUGUGCUGCAGGUGAACACUUCACUUGCGCUUGCAUGUGUUUGGUACGAGUGCCACCUAGAGGUCAGGAUAUUUUCUAGCGAACAUUGUGCCACCACCAGGUAAUACUGAUUUGUCCUCAAAAUAUUGGCGGGAUCAGGCGAUACAGUUGUAGAUUUAAUAUGGAUAUAGAAAAGGGUCAAUGUUUACGUUCAUGUACAAGUACAUAACUCACAUAAGUAUUUAUUAUUUUGUUUUAUUGCAUUCCUCCUUGAAACUGUUUCUGAAAAUAAACUUUCACCUUUUUACCUCUUA
Haliotis rubra (blacklip abalone) is the source of this 2278-nucleotide messenger RNA. Its product is annotated as mucin-4-like. The record is from RefSeq and is a predicted model, not a curated record. NCBI's taxonomy places the organism in Eukaryota, Metazoa, Mollusca, Gastropoda, Lepetellida, Haliotidae. The transcript has 2 exons. Bases 1 to 1518 code for a protein of 505 amino acids.